This is a messenger RNA of Tremella mesenterica DSM 1558, 369 nucleotides long. RefSeq lists its product as uncharacterized. The transcript has 4 exons. The coding region runs from base 1 to 369 and encodes 122 amino acids. NCBI's taxonomy places the organism in Eukaryota, Fungi, Basidiomycota, Tremellomycetes, Tremellales, Tremellaceae. The record is from RefSeq and is a predicted model, not a curated record.
AUGCUCACUAAUGCCUUUGAUAAUCCAGAAGCCGUAGGCCGUGGAGCUAAGCUACCCAACCGUGGGUCGGUGUCCGAGGCCGUUUUAGAGUCCCGCGUAGCGAAGGGAGGAAGGAAUCUUUUCAACCGAGAACCGAGAACCGAGGAACCGAAUGGUCGAUAUUGGGUAGUUUUACUUGACGAUCGUGCGCGGUCCGAGCGGGAUCACACUAGUGGGAUCGUAUGGGUCGGUACGCGUAGACAGAAAUCGGGAAUCUUUGGUAUGAAGAAAAGAAAAGAGAAAAAGGAUAAACGAGAGAUCCGUAGCGAUUUGUGGAAUAUGCCCCCUCGUGGAUCCGUGGAGAUUCUCGGUUUGCGGGCUGUACAGUAA